UAUCGCCUAUCGGGCAGAAAUACUGGAAUUGUUCAGGUUAGUAUUUUUGGAAUUCCAGUAUUUCUCCUGCGCUAUGUCCGUAUCAAUGGCAUAUUCAAGAAAGGGUCUCACUUCUCCAAGCGGAAAAAGAAGCAGAAAAAUUGCGUGUUAUUUCUUAUUUGGUGCUGUUUACGUUGAUGCUGCGGAGAUGCAAGUAUGCAGCGGCCGGCGUGGCCAGUCAACAUUGGUGCACACACAACUUUUGUGGAGGAGAAACGUGUGCCGCAGUCCGCGUCAUCUAAAGGCUUAUGUUUGUCUGUGUGUGUGCGCUUUGUUUAUCGUAGCUGCUCAUCUCGCCGCCGCAGAGAUGACAUCGUGUGCCAGGCAGCGGCCAGUCUGGCCCGUCCGGCAUGAUGCAAGCGUUCAGACUGUGGCGGGUGAAGAAAUGCGCCGCAGCCCAUCGACGUCUGCAGGAAACGCUCCGUUUUCUUUCUUCCAGACUUGGAACGUCGGUGACUGCCAUCCCGGAUGAUUGCCCAGUGGCCAAGUAAGGAGUCGGAAAAGCAGUGAACGGCUGUGGUAUCACCCAGUUGAAAGAUUUAUUUAAUUAGCUUGAAUUCACUUUUUAUUUAUUUGUAGGAGCAGGGAAGGUCCCGCUCCAUUCGAA
Drosophila sechellia is the source of this 646-nucleotide messenger RNA. RefSeq lists its product as uncharacterized. NCBI's taxonomy places the organism in Eukaryota, Metazoa, Arthropoda, Insecta, Diptera, Drosophilidae. The coding region runs from base 74 to 511 and encodes 145 amino acids. The transcript has 5 exons. The record is from RefSeq and is a predicted model, not a curated record.